Molecule: messenger RNA, 4431 nt
Organism: Passer montanus (Eurasian tree sparrow)
Lineage: Eukaryota; Metazoa; Chordata; Aves; Passeriformes; Passeridae
Product: cytochrome P450 2U1
Exons: 5
Coding region: 117-1697 (526 amino acids)
Biological process (GO): xenobiotic metabolic process
Cellular component (GO): cytoplasm; intracellular membrane-bounded organelle
Molecular function (GO): oxidoreductase activity, acting on paired donors, with incorporation or reduction of molecular oxygen, reduced flavin or flavoprotein as one donor, and incorporation of one atom of oxygen; iron ion binding; heme binding
Source: RefSeq, a predicted model, not a curated record
CACAGCCGGCGGGCCGGGGUCAGGGCGCCGCGGCCUCGCCUCCCGCCCGCCCCCGCCAUCUUAAACCGCUACGCGCCGGCGGCCGGCCCAGCCCGGCGGUGCCGCUGCCCGCGGAGAUGGCGGGGACGAGCACGGAAGCUCGGACGUGGCUGCUGCGGCCGCCCACGGCCACCGAGCUGCUGCUGGUGGCCCUGUGCUGGCUCGGCUGCUACUGGCUGCUGCGGCGGUGGCCGCGGGCGCUGUCGGGGCUGCCGCCGGGCCCCGCGCCCUGGCCGCUGGUGGGCAACUUCGCCUUCGCCCUUCUGCCGCCUCCGCUGCUGCGCAGGUGGGCCAUGGAUGUGAAGGGCGACCGGAUCUCCCCCGCCUUCUCGCCCCAUGUCUUCCUCACCGGCCUGACCAAGAUGUACGGCAGCAUCUUCCGGCUCUUCGUGGGCAGCCGCCCAUUCAUCAUCCUCAACACUUUCGGGGCGGUGCGGGAGGCGCUGGUGCAGAAGGCGGAGGUGUUCAGCGACCGGCCCUCCGUGCCCAUCGUCCUCAUGAUCACCCACCACAAGGGUGUUAUUUUUGCACCUUAUGGCCCUGUCUGGAAGCAACAGAGGAAAUUCUCUCUCUCAACACUGCGUCAUUUUGGAGUAGGGAGACACAGCUUAGAGCCUAAAAUCAUCGAGGAGCUGAACUUUGUAAAGGAAGAAAUGCUGAAGCAUGGAAAGGAUUCAUUUAAUCCCUUCCCAAUCAUUCGCAACGCAGUGUCCAAUGUUAUCUGUUCCAUGGCCUUUGGCAAGCGCUUUAACUACGAGGAUGAUGAGUUCAAGACGAUGCUGAAGAACAUGGCCCGUGCCCUGGAGCUCAGCGUGAACAGCUACAUGAUCCUGGUCAACAUCUGCCCGUGGCUCUACUACCUUCCCUUUGGGCCUUUCCGGGAGCUUCGGCAAACGGAGUUAGACAUUACUGCUUUUCUGAAGAGAAUAAUUGCCCAGCACAGGGAUACGCUGGAUGCAGCAAAUCCCAGGGACUUCAUUGAUAUGUACUUCAUCCACGCGGAGGAAGAGAAGAACAACAAGGAGAGCAGUUUUAAUGAUGAUUACCUGUUUUUUAUCAUUGGUGAUCUCUUCAUCGCUGGCACAGAUACUACUUCCAACACGUUGCUGUGGUGCCUGCUCUACAUGUCUCUUUACCCUGAAGUACAAGAGAAAGUACAUGCAGAAAUUGAAGCAGUUCUAGGACGUGACAAAGUUCCCUCUCUUGCUCACAAGGCUCAAAUGCCCUUCACAGAGGCAACCAUUAUGGAAGUGCAGAGGAUGACUGCAGUUGUUCCCCUUUCUAUUCCUCGAAUGGCCUCAGAAACUGCUGUGCUCCAGGGAUAUACUAUUCCUAAGGGUAGUGUGAUUGUGCCCAACCUGUGGUCAGUACACAGAGAUCCGAACAUUUGGGAGAAGCCAGAUGAAUUUCAACCAUCAAGAUUUCUGGAUGAAAAUGGCCAGCUAAUAAAGAAAGAGUCAUUCAUUCCUUUUGGAAUGGGUAAACGUGUGUGCAUGGGAGAGCAGUUGGCAAAAAUGGAGCUGUUCUUGAUUUUUUCAAGUCUUAUGCAAAGUUUUACCUUUAUGUACCCUGAAAAUGCUGCAAAACCAUCUAUGGAGGGAAGGUUUGGUCUGACUUUAGCUCCAUGUCCAUUCAACAUAAUAGCUUUGAAGAAAUGAUACAGUAUCAAAAAGAUUAAGCAAAGAAGUACUGCACUUUUAAAAUACUGCUUUUUUUUUUUUUUUUUUUUUUUUUUUUUUUUUUUUUUUUUUACUAUUUCCAGUUUAUUUUAUUACUUUCUUUCCAGAAAAUAACCCCAGCUGUGUAGGCUUUCCUAGUCAGUGAGAAUGAUCCAUUUAGCCUUCUGGAAAAAAGAUUUUUUUUGUCAUCUGUUGCAUUCCACAAAUGAACUGACAGCAUAGUUUUUAAUUUGAUAUUAAAACUUGGUGGGCUUAACCUCUGUCUGUUAUGGUCAGUUUGUCAAAUGUUGAUUAUGGGAGAAUGGUCCAAAACGUUUGUCACUGUUCUGGCAAAUAGUAAUUGUAAAAAAUUGUGAAAGCCACACAUAAACAUUUCAUUUACCAAAGGAGUGAAGCACAUUGUGUAAUAUUAAAAGUAUUAAUUAAUUGAUUGUUAGCAUUUUCUGUGAAAACCAAGAUUAUAACUGGGCUUAAAUAAUUUUUUGCAACUAACUUAUAGGUGUAGUCGAUUGGAUCCAAAUAUCCUUGAGUUUCAGGGCUCGCUAUAAAAAAGCAGGUACCAAGCUGGAAAAGCCAGGAUUUGAGGCCAAAUCCUUGAAUAUGCCAUAUUCUUAGCAUGAAAUGAGUGUGCAGCAUCGGGAUGCAGAUGUUUUCUCUCAGAAUACAAACAAGAGCAGACUUCUCUAACAAGAAUCAGCAGAACUCUGUUCUCUCUGGUGCCAAACAUAUUCAAGACGUCUGUGCUGCCUCUUGGCAUUCGUUGUUUACCUCAUGGCAGCAGUGGCUGCAGGCUGGACGGGACCAGCAGCUGCUCACUGGGAAAACACAAACACUACAGUCUACAGUGUGUAGUUCUGAAGUGGAGGCUGGUGCUCAGGUUUUUCAUCCACAGGCAGUGUGGACAGUACUGCCACAACCUCUGGCUUUGGGAACUGGAGUCUUCAAAUACGGCAUCACUGCAGCAGUACAGGUACUGCUUAUACAUUUACCAGGAACAGGAGGAAGCUGACAAACUCGAGGUUUGGAUAUAAUGGCUCUCUCCUUAUUAUCUCCAUACAGACUAAAAGGAUCUGUAGUUCAUACAGCAUUAGUGUAUCAGUACUUUUUUCACACGAAGAAUCUUAGUGCAAUUAACCACUGUCAAACCAGCUGCCAAGGAAACCUCAUUAAUUGUUUCAGAACAGGGCACUCAGUCUUGCUUUGUGUUUCAAACAUGGAAAGUGAUCUUUUGGGGGACUGUAUAACAACUAACCUUUAAAUGGUUGUUCUUAAUCAUUCUUCAAUCUCUUAACACUCCUUUUGAUUUAUCAGAAUUUCAUAUCACAUUAAUUGAGUUUUUAUAUACUCUUCUAAAUAUUUUUUUCCCCCUCACUGAAGAUCUAGAGAAUACCCGGAGCCCUCCUAAUGUCAAGUUUACAAGACUGGAAUGUGAAUUUGAAUGUAAUUUAGAAUUCGGUAUUUUAUAGCUGAAACAAAACUUAAAUUGUAAAAGAAGAGACAACUUUUCAGCUUUAAAUUAAUGUAUGGUUUUGUCACUUUUAACCUUGAAGUUUUAUAAGCCAGGUAGUGCCUAACAAAGACUGUAAGAUAGUUAUUAUGCAUUCAAAUUAAGGUUUUCUGUUACCUGUUUUGAAUAACAGAGUGCCUUAAUUUUUGAAUUAUGUAUUUGGUUGGUCAGGUAUCCCACUGUUUGUGUGAGAACUUUCAAUUCUUUUCAAUUUAAUUAGGUUAACUUUGGACUGUAUAGGCUUGUGGGUCUGGUUUUUUGGUAUGAAGUUUUUGAAAACUUAGUACAAUAAAAAGUUGAUUUUGGUACCAAUGCCAGUGAACUUGCUCUAAAACCAGAUAGUACUGGAGAAUUAAGCACUUUAUUUAAUUUAAUUUUGUAUUUUCCAAUGAAUAAAUAGAUUCUGUAGAGUUGGGAUUUUUGUCUGGAAAUCCUAAAAUUAUGCUUAAUUGAGAAGCUAAAAUUAAAUGCUGAUAAUAUUUAUCUUUCUGUUGAAAUGCCUUUUUAAACAACAUAAUGAUGGUGUGCAACUGAUCACUUGUACAAAAUACCUGUCCUUUUCAUCAAUGAGGACACAUUUGAAAAGCACUUUAGUAUUUUUUUACAGAUUCCAAAGAAGAUGCAAUUCACAUAAUCCCCUGGUAUGUGAAACUGUACAUAUUUGUGCUUGUUUUGCCUGCUGAGUUUAGUUUAAAAUGUCACCUUUGAAAACUGUCCUUUGAGAAUUAGCCUUCUACAAAUACUACUUUGAGAAUGUGUUUUUUGGUGAUACCUGUAAUCAAAUGCUGCAAUGUGUGACAGGCUAAAACUACUGGAAGUUCCAACCACGUCAAGGUGUGCUAGAAUACAGGAUUCUGUUGGAAAUGACAAUAAAGACCUGUCUUUCAUACCUUCCAGGUGCAUUGAAAUUUUCAUAGGAUACCAUAAAAGUAACUAAACAAUAGCAUAAAAGCAGCAAAAUCUGUGGUUUUCAAGGUGUGUUGCCAUCUUUGGCAAACUGUAAAGAGUGGUAGCAAAGUUGGUUUGUUUUUGUAAAUGUAUCCUCCCCUUCUCCUUUUUUUAGCAGAGGAAGCAUCUCAAAUGCCUUGUUGAAAAAUGUAUGCUCAGAUAAGUGGAUGACUGUUUCUGAAUGCUGCAAAUAUCUUUAUUUCUAAAAUUACUUUGCUUCAAUGUAUUUUUAUUUUGAAUAAAGUAAUUCCCAAGUAA